UAACGAAGAAACAAAACAAAACAAAACCCUCUCUUUUUCAAUAAUAACACAACACAACACAACACAACACACACACGAGAGAAGAAGAAAAACAUCAACAUCGUACAAACCAGUUUCAUUAUUCUCUUGUCGUUGUUCUUCUUCUUCAUUCUUCAUCCAUGGCUUGUGUAAAACUCAAUUCUCUCUCUUCCCAAUGGAUCGCAAACAACCCUUUCUCUUCUCGCCGUGGAUCUUCUUCUUCCUCUAUCUCCACCGCCCCUCGCGGUGUCUCUCUUCGGAUCCGCGCCUCUUACUCCGAUGAACUUGUUCAAACCGCUAAAUCUGUUGCAUCUCGCGGUCGUGGAAUUCUUGCAAUUGAUGAAUCAAAUGCAACUUGUGGGAAGCGUUUGGCAUCGAUUGGAUUGGACAAUACUGAGGUUAAUCGCCAGGCUUACAGGCAACUUCUGUUGACAACACCCGGUCUUGGUGAAUAUAUUUCUGGUGCAAUUCUUUUUGAGGAAACACUUUAUCAGUCAACAAAUGAUGGGAAGAAGUUUGUGGAUGUUCUCCGCGAGGAGAAGAUUGUACCUGGCAUCAAAGUUGAUAAGGGUUUGGUUCCUCUACCAGGGUCAAACAAUGAAUCUUGGUGCCAAGGGUUGGAUGGAUUGGCUUCCAGAUCUGCUGAAUACUACAAGCAAGGUGCCCGAUUUGCCAAGUGGCGUACAGUUGUCAGCAUUCCAUCUGGUCCUUCUGCCUUAGCUGUUAAGGAAGCAGCUUGGGGACUUGCACGAUAUGCUGCUAUCUCUCAGGACAACGGUCUUGUUCCAAUAGUUGAGCCUGAAAUUCUUCUUGAUGGGGACCACCCAAUUGAGAGGACACUGGAAGUUGCCGAAAAGGUAUGGUCAGAAGUCUUCUUCUAUUUGGCACAAAACAAUGUCCUUUUUGAGGGAAUUUUGCUCAAGCCUAGCAUGGUUACACCUGGUGCUGAGCACAAGCAAAAGGCUUCCCCAGAAACCAUUGCCAAUUUUACAUUAAACCUGCUUAAAAGAAGAGUUCCUCCUGCGGUGCCCGGAAUCAUGUUUUUGUCCGGUGGACAAUCAGAAGUUGAAGCAACACUAAAUCUUAAUGCUAUGAACCAAAGUCCCAACCCAUGGCACGUGUCAUUCUCAUAUGCACGAGCCCUUCAGAACACUGUUCUUAAGACAUGGCAAGGUCGCCCUGAGAAUGUAGAAGCAGCUCAAAAGUCUCUUUUGGUCCGCGCCAAAGCCAAUUCCUUGGCUCAGCUCGGAAGAUACUCCGCUGAAGGCGAAAAUGAAGAAGCCAAGAAAGGAAUGUUCGUCAAGGGCUACACCUACUAGAAGUUUAGGUGUCCCGUGUGGCUUUUGGUCUUUGGUUGUUUUGUUUUAUCUAUUUAUUUAGCAUUUCUCACUGACAGUGAAUUUUAAGUAUAUUUUUUUGUUCUUAUUUUUCCUAAUUCUAGCAAAUGAGUUUGAAUAAAGUAAGCUAGAAAGAGAGUUUUUCCUGGUAAAAUCGAGUCGGGAUUAGUAAAAAUCAAAGGAAAUUAGCAGAUUUUGCUCUUUACGUCCCUAGUGUUGGGAGACUUUAUAUUGGCAUGAUUAAUCCUUGUUAUAUAUAUCUUGAGUUGAAAAUCUUUCUUACAUUUAAAUUUAUUUGUUUGGAAGAUUUUGCCA
Trifolium pratense (red clover) is the source of this 1670-nucleotide messenger RNA. RefSeq names its product fructose-bisphosphate aldolase 3, chloroplastic. Gene Ontology annotation, biological process: fructose 1,6-bisphosphate metabolic process; glycolytic process. Bases 159 to 1337 code for a protein of 392 amino acids. Gene Ontology annotation, molecular function: fructose-bisphosphate aldolase activity. The record is from RefSeq and is a predicted model, not a curated record. Gene Ontology annotation, cellular component: cytosol. The transcript has 6 exons. NCBI's taxonomy places the organism in Eukaryota, Viridiplantae, Streptophyta, Magnoliopsida, Fabales, Fabaceae.